UCUCCACUUCUGUUGGACAGCGUGUACCAAAGCAUGAAAGAACGUACCAUUGAUUCAGGGACAGCUUGUUCCAAGCAGACCUCACCUGUGCUACCUUCCCUAGAUCCUCAUGCUUGAAAAUAAAAAAGCUCUUUUUUAUUCUUUAGAUGUAACACUACACUCUGCACCUUGCUAAUUUUUUUGUGUUGCGCUACCAGAUAUACUGAGGAGUGAUGUGAUCUGCGUGGAUAGUACGCCUAACAAAUAUUUUUUCACAGCACACGUGAUGGUACGAAAUCAAUAACAUUUGAUGUCAGACAAUGCGAUGAUAGACCGGAGAUCCCGGAUUAUGAAGUGAUGAAUGGAGAUAGAUUGAUGGCUAUCUCUUGUAUGCGUGGGAUUAACAUCACAUUCGCUGUGAUCUGCAGCCAUUUUUCCACCGGUAAAGUAGCUAAAUUAAUUAGACCAGUUGAUUCCAUGGGGUUAGGAAGUCAAAUAGUUGGCGCUAGGUAUCAUUUGGAGACAUGUGGUCAGAUACUUUAAUUUCCAGCUGUAAUUGAUAGAUUGGAAUCUGAGAGGUGAAGACAGCCAAUGGAUUACGUCACUGGAGGUCCAUUGUACUACGUCACAAUUCAGCAACGAGCGCCUUGGAACCUUCUAUGUUUGUUUCCUGUGGCAACCAAGGUCAUUGUUCUCAUUGCCCAAUCGGCGCGCGUUUGGCGAACGCCACCGUUCUAUCCCCGGGGCCGUAUAAAUACCGGAGCGGCGCCGCAUUGCGUCACAGUCUCGAGAACCACGCGAGCGGAGCAACAUGGUCAGCGCGCGGGAGAAUGUCCGCGGGUCGCGCGUGUUCCCCCGGGCGAGGGAUCCACGGGGGAGGGAAGCGAUUGUCUACGGACACCGGACACGGGAAGGGGAGAGCACACCCGGGGAAUGGGAACGUGGUAGAUAACUGAGAACUUAGAGCGGGAAUGAGACGGCGACGGGGGGAGGGCGCAGGGUAAUAUUGGGCAGGGAAACGAGGAACGCAAUUUCGAAGAAUUUGAGGGUUACAAUUGGCGAAGGCAGCGUGGAGAGUCUGCGAAUUGCAAUGUUGGGUGGAACUGAGAAGGUGGGCAUAUUGGGCGUGGGACGAUGAACGAUCAGGGGCAAACAGGGUAUGAAUAAGUCCAAGUGGUGAUCAAUAGGAAUUAUGUAAAUCACGCGGCCUGCAACAGCAAACGAGUAAUUACCAACGCGCACCUCUCGCCCUAAUAUCUCACCGCCUGUUUCCCCUCGCCAACAGCGCGAGUGUCUUUCAAUCCACAUCGGCCAGGCUGGCGUCCAGGUUGGCAACGCUUGCUGGGAGUUGUAUUGCCUGGAGCACGGGAUCCAACCGGAUGGACAGAUGCCCAGCGACUCGACCAUCGGAGGCGGCGACGAUUCGUUCAACACCUUCUUCAGCGAGACGGGUGCGGGCAAGCACGUACCAAGGGCCGUGUUCAUCGACCUGGAGCCCACGGUGAUCGAUGAGGUGCGGACCGGCACCUACCGGCAGCUCUUCCACCCCGAGCAGCUCAUCACCGGCAAGGAAGACGCGGCCAAUAACUACGCCCGGGGCCACUGCUCCAUCGGCAAGGAGAUCGUGGACCUCGUCCUGGAUCGCAUCCGGAAACUGGCCGAUCUGUGCACCGGACUGCAGGGGUUCCUCAUCUUCCACAGUUUCGGCGGCGGCACCGGCUCGGGCUUCACCUCCCUCCUCAUGGAGAGACUCUCCGUGGACUACGGCAAGAAAUCCAAGCUGGAGUUUUCCAUCUACCCGGCGCCGCAGAUCUCCACGGCUGUGGUCGAGCCCUACAACGCGGUGCUGGUCACCCACUGCACCUUGGAGCACUCCGACUGCGCCUUCAUGAUGGACAACGAGGCCAUUUACGACGUGUGUCGGCGGAACCUGGACAUCGAGCGACCCACCUAUACCAACCUCAACCGCCUGAUGGCACAGUUAGUGUCGUCUAUCACCGCCUCGCUGCGGUUUGACGGCGCUCUCAACGUGGACCUGACUGAGUUCCAAACCAACCUGGUUCCCUACCCACGCAUCCACUUCCCGCUCGUCAACUAUGCUCCCAUUAUUUCUGCAGAGAAGGCUUACCACGAGGAACUGUCCGUCUCCCAAUUGACCAACGCCUGCUUCGAGCCGGCCAACCAGUUGGUGAAGUGCGACCCUCGCCAGGGGAAGUACAUGGCGUGCUGUAUGCUGUACCGCGGGGACGUGGUGCCCAAGGACGUCAACGCCUCCAUCGCCACCAUCAAGACCAAGCGCUCCAUACAAUUCGUGGACUGGUGCCCGACCGGGUUCAAGGUGGGCAUCAACUACCAGCCCCCGACAGUUGUGCCAGGGGGCGACCUGGCCAAGGUGCAACGCGCCCUCUGCAUGCUGAGCAACACCACCGCCAUCUCCAUGGCCUGGACCCGCCUCAACAUCAAGUUCGACAAGAUGUACGCCAAGCGGGCCUUUGUCCACUGGUACGUGGGAGAGGGGCUGGAGGAAGGAGAGUUCCAGGACGCGCGGGAGGACAUGGCGUCGCUGGAGAAGGACUACCAAGAGGUGGCCGUGGAUUCCGCCGACCUCGAGAGAAGGGGGGAAGAGGAAGAAUAAAAUGUAUUAAUUUAGUAGUUAAAAGUUUAAUUUAAUACAGAUUUAAUAGAUUAUAUUGAUAGAUAUUAUACUUAAAAUGAUAAAAUUAUUUUAUGGACCGAUUGUUUUGUCGAUUUAUUUGAGGUCGGAGAAUGGUAAAUAAAAACAUUGUUAGGCAGAAAGUGGGGAGAGUAAUUUGGGUGCAGCUGUUCUUAUGUAAGUCCUCAUCCCACCUGUAGGAGUCAUUUAAAGACGAGGUGAUGGGAAUUCAGUUCUGGCGUAUUACACAGAACAUGAAGGACGCGCAUGGCGGUUUUCCUGAAGCUUGGAUGGUAAACUACCUCGGCGGCGCAGCGGUACAGCUGGUGCUUUACAGCGCCAGAGACACGGGUUCGAUUCUGACUACUGGUGCUUAUCUGUACGGAGUUUGUAUGUUCUCCCGGCCACCGCGUCGGUUUUCCUAGCGUGCUCCGGUUUCCUCACACACUCCAAAGUCUUUCAGGUUCGCAGGUUAAUUUGGCGUCUGUAAAUUGUCCCUAGUGUGUAGGAUAAUUUUGAGGUAGGGGAAUUGCUGGUCGGCCGCACGCUCGGCCAGCCGACGGGACUCUUUUCGCGCUGUAUCUAUGAAAAACAAAACACACUUGAAGGAAACUGAUGAGUCUGAAGUAGGGCCUCGAAUCGAAACGUCACCUAUUCCUUUUCUCCAGAUAUGCUCCCUGACCGCGGCUCUUCCAGCAUUUUGAGUCUAUCUUCGGUGGUAAACCAGCAUCUGUAGUUCAUUCUUACACAAAAUGAUGUACUGGAAGGAUGUGGGGGCUUUAGAUAGGAAGCACAGGAGACUCACCGCGACGAUGCUUAAUUGGAGGUUAUUAACAAAAGGGAGAAUUUAGACAAAGUUGUAUCGUUUAUUCUGGUCCGCAGGAGGCUUUGGAGAAUAUCUGCAAAGAGUUUGUAUUUUUUUUUAAAGAUAUAGAUAGUGCACGAAGUCAGAACAUGAAUGAAUGAACGAAUGAAUGAAUGAUUGAAUGCAGGAACAAAGGUAUCAAUCAAUCAAUCAAUCAAUCAAUCAAUCAAUCAAUCAAUCAAUCAAUCAAUCAAUCAAUCAAUCAAUCAAUCAAUCAAUCAAUCAAUCAAUCAAUCAAUCAAUCAAUCAAUCAAUCAAUCAAUCAAUCAAUCAAUCAACUGCAGUUGUACAGUGUCUUGGUGAGACCACACCUGGAGUAUUGCGUGCAGUUUUGGUCUCCAAAUCUGAGGAAGGACAUUAUUGCCAGAGAAGGUUCACCAGACUGAUUCCUGGGAUGUCAGGACUGUCUUAUAGAAAUAGAAACAUAGAAAUUAGGUGCAGGAGUAGGCCAUUCGGCCCUUCGAGCCUGCACCGCCACUCAAUAUGAUCAUGGCUGAUCAUCCAACUCAGUAUCCCGUACCUGCCUUCUCUCCAUACCCUCUGAUCCCCUUGGCCACAAGGGCCACAUCUAACUCCCUCUUAAAUAUAGCCAAUGAACUGGCCUCAACUACCCUCUGUGGCAAAGAGUUCCAGAGAUUCACCACUCUCUGUGUGAAAAAAGUUCUUCUCAUCUCGGUUUUAAAGGAUUUCCCCCAUAUCCUUAAGCUGUGACCCCUUGUCCUGGACUUCCCCAACAUCGGGAACAAUCUUCCUGCAUCUAGCCUGUCCAACCCCUUAAGAAUUUUGUAAGUUUCUAUAAGAUCCCCCCUCAAUCUC
This is a messenger RNA of Leucoraja erinaceus (little skate), 4313 nucleotides long. RefSeq names its product tubulin alpha chain-like. The record is from RefSeq and is a predicted model, not a curated record. Gene Ontology annotation, molecular function: structural constituent of cytoskeleton; GTP binding. NCBI's taxonomy places the organism in Eukaryota, Metazoa, Chordata, Chondrichthyes, Rajiformes, Rajidae. The coding region runs from base 1367 to 2614 and encodes 415 amino acids. Gene Ontology annotation, cellular component: cytoplasm; microtubule. Gene Ontology annotation, biological process: microtubule cytoskeleton organization; mitotic cell cycle. The transcript has 4 exons.